Messenger RNA from Oikopleura dioica, 645 nucleotides. Lineage: Eukaryota; Metazoa; Chordata; Appendicularia; Copelata; Oikopleuridae. The record is from the annotation of a GenBank genome assembly.
AUGGCGAGUCAACAAGAAACAGAAGAAUUCGAAAUUGAUUGGAAGUGCAACUCGCUGUGGACAGUCGAGUACCCUAAGGGUUCCAAACUGGGCAAAUUGCUCUCUCACUUUUCGAUGAUUCCCGUGAUUGCUCCUUUCGCGCUGCUGGUCCUUUUGAUUAUCAAGCGCAACUUUGCCAGUUUCCGCUGCUUGACUGGUCUUCUAGCCUCUACCCUUUUCUGUCGCCUUUUAAAAAGUUACUUUCGUUUUCCAAGGCCUGAUGCAGGUCACUCCGCCUCGCACGGCAAGUACGGCUUCCCUUCCGACCAUUCUAUGUCAGUCGCCGUGCUCGUCAUAUUCGUUCUUCAUUAUUCAAAGAAAAUCAAUUCGAUUUGUCUUCGCGCUCUUGUCAAUCUUUCAAUUAUUUUCUCGUCCCUCCUCGUCGUCAUCUCACGCGUUUUUCUUCAGUAUCAUAGCCUGGAUCAAGUAUUAGCUGGCUACUGUUUCGGCUUGCUUUUUGCAUUGAUUUGGCUAAAAUGCAGCAAAUCGCAGAAGAAAAACUUCGAGCACGCGUCAAAGAGAAUUGCCGAAGAAGCGACCAAAUUUGAGAAGCUAAAAAUUGUUAAAUUCUUCGCUGGCGAAGGAGAAAGCAAAAAGACUUCGUAG